This is a messenger RNA of Miscanthus lutarioriparius, 1665 nucleotides long. The record is from the annotation of a GenBank genome assembly. NCBI's taxonomy places the organism in Eukaryota, Viridiplantae, Streptophyta, Magnoliopsida, Poales, Poaceae.
AUGGCAGCGAGGCAGCCGCCGCCUUCGUCCGCCUCCGCGCCCGCGGCGGGGCUCUCCAUGAAGGAGUACCUCAAGAGGUACCAGUCGGGCCCGGGCGCUGACGGCGACCAGAAGAAGGCGAAGAAGAAGACGAAGAAGAAGCCCAAGCCAGCCGCCGGCGGAGGCGGGGUGCUCAUCGUCGACGAGGACCCCGUGUGGCAGAAGCCCGUGCAGGUGGACGAGGAGCCCGCGUCGUCAGGUGACGAGAAGCCUCUGGUUGACGAGGAUAUCGAGGUCAAGCGGAUGCGUCGCCUGGAGGCAAUACGCGCAGCGAGGCCAUACAAUGCUAUUGCCGAGGACGGCAGCGGGUGGGUUACCGUGGCCGCCCCGGAGGAGCAGGGUGGUGGGUCCACCUGCCAGCGCAGGAACGACACGCCGUCGCCAGAGCGGAGAGGUGCUACGAGGGAGGACCUUUCUCCUGUGCGGCGGAAGCAGCGGCGUGACACGCCCUUGCCUGUGCAGGGUGAUGCUGCUGGCAAGGAUUUUUCACCACCGAGGCAGAGGUGGAGGCGCCAGGACACGCCAUCACCAAAGGGCAGUGGUGCAGGGGACCAGGAUGAUAUGUCACCACCACGGAAGUCUAGGCGGAAAAAAGACCCUUCGCCGCCAAGGAAGGGUGCUCGUCAUAUCUCUGAGGAGCCCCAGGAUACCUCGCCACCCAGGAGGCGCAUGAGACAUGAUUCAGAGGAGCCCCAGGACAUCUCGCCACCAAGGAGGCGUGUGAGACAUGAUUCGAUGGAGUCUAAAGACAUUUCUCCACCUCGGCGACGGACACGGCAUGACUCAGAGGAGCCCGAAGACAUCUCACCACCACGGAGGAGGAAGCACCAGGACCAGCACCAGGACCCUGAUGAUGAUUUGUCACCCCCAAGAAGAAAUAAUUUGGGGCAAAGUCGCAAAUCUGCAUCAGAUGAGUUAUCUCCACGUAAGAAGAGAGACAUUUCUCCCUCAAGGAAGAGUAAAAAGGAAGGAGCCUCAAAACAGGUGAGGAAAGCUGGACUGAUGACAGCAGAGGAAGUUAAAGAGGACAUAAGAAAGAUUAAGGAGGCUGAGAUGGUUAAGUUUGCGUCACAGGAUCCUUCGCUGGUUGGGAAAGGGGCAAAGGCAGUAUUCAGAGAUAAGGAAGGAAGACGGAUAAGUGAAGAAGAAAUGCGCAAGGCAAAGGAACCUGAGAAGCCAAAGGAAAUACAUAUAGAAUGGGGUAAAGGGUUGGUUCAGAAACGAGAAGCUGAGGCUAGAUUAAAAGAGAUUGAAGCUGAGAAGAAAAAACCUUUUGCUCGAACAAGGGAUGACCCUGAGCUUGACGAUAUGCUAAAAGAAAGAAUCCGAUGGGGUGAUCCUAUGGCUCAUCUAGUCAAUCGGAAAGAUCCAGAAUUUAUUUUGGAAGACUUGGGAGAUGAUGAAAAGAUGAAAGAAUCUGGCUUCAUAGUACCCCAAAAUGUACCUCCUCACAGCUGGCUGAAACGUGGAGUGGAUGCUCCUCCAAACCGCUAUGGCAUAAAACCUGGUCGUCAUUGGGACGGCGUGGAUCGCAGUAAUGGAUUUGAGAGGGACAUGUUCAAGCUGAAGAACGAGAAGCAAGCAAUGGAGCAAGAAGCCUAUCUUUGGUCUGUCUCAGAUAUGUGA